Messenger RNA from Manduca sexta (tobacco hornworm), 3456 nucleotides. RefSeq lists its product as uncharacterized. The record is from RefSeq and is a predicted model, not a curated record. NCBI's taxonomy places the organism in Eukaryota, Metazoa, Arthropoda, Insecta, Lepidoptera, Sphingidae.
AUGAAUCCCGUAAUUCGGAUAGGCGCCAUACUUUGGCUGGCCUGCGCCAUAAGCACAGCAGCCGAGACCAACGAGCAAAAUGCAACGACGACUAAGACCAUUCGCACCACGAUAUUACCAUCUCGGACUACAAGGACGGAGCUAAAGAUCUCCCGGAGCCUCAACCCUCAUGAUACACAGACCCUGAACGUACGAAGCAAGUCAGGUCAACUGACGCAACUCAUCGUCAAGAAGAAAGAUAAGUCCACCACGCACCAUGCUAGCAGCACCACCUUAGCCCCCACUACUGCCUCAGUUAGAACUACAGUGUCUGUUAACACUACGUUUGACGAUAUUAAAAACAAAACAGAGAGUAGAGACCAGAGAAAACUUAGUUUUAUGGACACAAUCAACAGCGAUUUGGCUGGUUAUGAUUACUACCUUAAUCGCAACAAAAACCCAGAAGAAAUAGGUGACAUUAAAGCUGAGUAUGGAAACUGGUCACCAGUAUCGGUGUAUCCUGAAUCACAUAUUCAAGAAGAUGGAGGGAAACCCGAGACUGACCCCGAAACUUCCAAUUACUAUCCCACGUACGACAAUGAGAAGAGAACAGAAAAUAAGAAAGUUUACAUCACUUCAGCUAGCUUUAUGGACUACAAUACUCCAAUUAAAAGUUAUAGAUUUGAUCCACAUAACCCAGUUAUAAAGAACGACAGGAAUCCUGUGUAUAUUGAAGUGGUUAGUACUAAAGUACAACCUGAAGGUGAAGCAAAAUCUUUCAAAGUUCCUGAUCCUGUUGUCAUUAGCUCUGAACCAAUGUACCUGAAGAAAGCCGUUGAAAAAUACAAUAACAAACGUGGAAGAUCCAUCCUGACCCUUGGUGAUGAUAGUAUUCCCGAAAUCCAAGGUGUAAGAGUACCCGAUGACGAAUCUGACAAAAAAACUUGGCGUAACGCUAGGGUUGUCAAUGGAGAACUUCUGCCUUAUCCCGAAGGAUAUACUCCGCCGAAAGCCAUACCAGAAGCAGAUGUGUACCCUGACAUAGCAGCUGUUGAUCCUGCUCAGAACUUUGGACCUUUUACUAAGGAAGACAACUUCGAACCUAAAGAUGGGCCAUUUACUAAAUUCGAUAACUUGAAAUUCGAAGUUAGUGACAGCAUGGGGCCAUAUUUGACGAGCGAUAAUCCAGCGUUCGCAUACAAACAGAAAAAAGACAAUCACUACAUGAAAUCCGGAUACGGUCCUUUCACUAAAGCUGAUAAUUCGAAAGUUGCGAACUCAAAACUCAUAGAGUACAUUAAACAAAUAAACGAGCAGGAAUCGAAGCGUGAUUACUUCAGCGGUCGCAGCUCAAGGUCACACAACGGCGAUAUGGAGUACGGAGAAAGCCAUAUUCAAAGGCGUAUGCUCCAAUAUCCUGGAGAAGUAAAUUUCCCCAACUCUGUAAUGUAUACUCCUAAGAAUGCUAAACCAGGUUUUGAUGAAAGUGUAAGGAACCCUGUACUUCAAUACGCUCAUCCUGAACUGGGUGUACAGCCUGCGAAGGCAACGCGUGACAAUGUCGACAACUACGAGAGAGAGCGCAAAGUGAAAUACUACACCAUGAACGUUCCAAAAAGUGCUCAUCCCUAUCCUAUGGAGCCGAUCAAUGGGUACGGUCAGCAACGCUCUCAGAACAACAUCAAUGCCAACAGAUAUUAUGAAGAUGAAUACAAUAAGUUCUCGUACUACGAACACAGUUAUAACCCGAACCAAACUCCAAGAUACCCUUACAGCUACGGCUAUAUUAAACGUACUCCUGAACCUUCAUUAUGGAAGCGAUUCACCGAUUCCAUGAAAGAUACAUUGAAUACUGCAAGUCAGACUGUCCAUCAAUUAGCUAAGCCCAUUAUAGACCCCAUUACCAAAGUCACACAACCCGUCUUCGAGCCUAUAGUCGAAGCCACUCACAAAAUCUCCAGUAAUCUUGGUCUAUACCCAACACAUGCAGUACAAAGCCAAAGGUAUGCUCAGGAUAAAAUUGGGGUAGCAGCCGCGGCAGCUUCGGGUGCACCGGCGAUGUUGCCAGCUCUCGGCUUGAUGGCCGGAGGAGCAGCUCUAGGCCUGGGAGCCGUCGCCGUGGGUAGGUUGUUAGACGUAAACCUAAUGCGCAGCAGCGGUCUCAGCGACGAGGAAGUGCAAGACGAACUGGAGAAGGAACAUAAAAGAGCAUUCGGAGCAUACGACAUCGACAGGCAAAUCCUAAGCCAGCAAAAGAUCUACGAUGACAACUACAAGAUGCCAAGUGAAAAUGUGUAUGUAGUAAUGUCUCCAGAUGGAAGCGAGGGUGCUCGAGCCAAGAGAGAUGUGCUGAGCUUCUUUAACGAGCCGACUUAUGAGGGACAAAUCCUUAUGAGAGUGAAAAGGAGACGAGUGAGGUCUUUGAAUGACAACGCUCCUGAUGAUCUGCAGCGGUUGGACGGCGGCUCCGGGCCAUCGUCGCUGACGUCAGCGGCCAUGAACCUAGUGAAACAGACGGACUGGAGGGACUCGCAGUGUGCUAAGUUCACGUUCUGUAAAGUGUUAACGUCGCAGCCCGACGACUCCAUGUUUGGGAUGGAGAAGAAGAUGGAGUCUCUAUUAAGAAUGAUCGCUCCAGGCACCGACGCGAGUGCAUCAUCAGUGGCCCACCAGCUCGGCGACGUGAUGGCGGCCAGCAGGGACCACGACUGCAGCCGAUUCCACUGCGACAGGCACUGACCAAUACUGGUGAUGGGACUUAGAGUAUGGGAUGACUUUGCAAGUGAAGCCAUAUUGAAUUAUAAACCUUGCAAAACAAGGUUUAAUUUUGAUUAAUGUUAUGUCAUCAGAGGUCACUAGUAAAAAUAGUACUAAUUAGUUAUUAUACUAAUAUACAAGAAUUUUAGUCUCUGAAAUGCUUUAAAAGGAUUGUUUAAAGGAAAAGGCGUAUUUAAGGAAAAAUCCUUAAGUAUAAAUUCUUGGCCUCAUUUUUUCUGUAACACUAACAUGCGUACUUGUGAAGGCUUGAGUAACAUUUGCAAAGUCAUACAUCGAACUCAUCCAACUAAAAUAAGUCACUUAAUAACAAGGCGUAUAUAAUUUCGCCUACAAGGAAAAGGGACUGUAAAAAGACUACAAUAGGAUUGAUUUUAGGAAACUGACGUAUGACCGCACACUUAUCUAUAAUUCCUUCAAAAAUUCUCAAUUAUCUUGCAAAUAUGCAAUUAUGACUUAAAAUAUUGAAGAAAUUAUAAAUAUUCCUUUUAUAUUUCCUUAAUAUUUUAUCCUCAAACUGCAGUUAUUAUUUAAAAGAAAAUAUUUAUAUAACUAUCAAACACCGCUUGUAUUAACAAUACAGAAGAUAGAUAUGAUUUUACGAGGUGCGGUCAAAAAUAAUGUGAAUAACUAAUACAUCCUUACAAUAAAUUAUGUCUCUAAAAGAAAGUGUCUAGUAACACUGAAAUAACAAGCGACGAA